CCUAUUCUGUGUAGUUUGUAGAAUGGCGUUGCUGGGGAACGACGGCCGAGGCUACGAGCUGGCUCGGAAGCUGGAAAGCCACGGAGUCUGGCGGUCUUGGCUCGGCGACUCACUCUACGCCAACUUCGCCCACUUCCUCUCCUCGCCCUCUUCAUGGGAGGCCUUCAUGAGAGCUGACGAUUCCAAAUCUAGGGCUCAGAUCCAACUCCAACUCCGAGCUCGUGCUCUCCUCUUUGACAAAGCCUCUGUCUCUCUCUUCCGCCACUCUUCUUCUUCUUCUUUGUCUUCUUCAGCCGUGAUUUCGAAGCUCAAUCCAAACUAUUUGCAGUUGCAUGGCGAUGAUCUUUACUUCACUUUCGAAGAUUGUGCGCUUGAUGGAUCGCAACAGCGAGACGGUGUUGUUGCUGCUAAGACGGCGCCUUCAAAGCUCCAAUCUAAAGCCAUUAGUAUUGGAUCAAGAUAUGGUGAAAAAGAUAUGGACAACAUGGCCCAGAGAUUCAGGCAUGAAGAAUUGCCAGAAACAUGGUAUACUCAGUUUUUUGAGAAGUAUAAAGCUACCAAACCAUAUAGGUUGUCAUUUGGGGAUCGGGAAACAGACAAGCGUACACCUGAGCUGAUGUCUACUUAUCUUAGAAUCCUCGAGAAGCAUAAGAGAAGACGAAUAGCAUUUAAGGAUGAUGAAACUAAUGGUUUUGGCAAUCCCAUGUCAGAAAAUGGAUCAAACAUGCUCCGAAAUUCGGUUUUAAAUGACAAUGAUGCAAUUGAUGAUGAUACAUAUUUUUUCCCUGAAACGAUGUUUCCAUUUAAUUGUGUCCCCGAUAGUGCUCUUCCUCACAUAAACCGAGUGGAAGAAAACCACAAAGUGGAUUUUAAUGGUGUUCUUGAUAUGCUGCCUCAAAUUAUGACCAGGAACCCUAUUAUGAUUGAGAGGCUUGGUAUUAGACCAGAAUACCUGAGCAUGGAACAAGGAGGGAAUCAAUGUCGUGGAAAAAAUGGAUCUAAUGGAAACAGAAAACUUCUCAGUCAAGAGCAAGCGUCAGAGAUGUCUAGAAAAGUGAUAGCUCGUGUGCUAACAAAUGUGGGGUUUGAAGCUUCUUCAGAAGUCCCAAUGGAAGUCUUGUCUCAGUUGCUGAGUUGUCAUAUUGGUAAGCUAGGUCGUAUCUUGAAAGUCCUUUCUGAUAGUUACAGAAAACAGUGCUCAGCCAUUGAACUACUCAAGAUGUUCCUUCAAACAGCGGGGUAUAGUAAUCUUGGGGCUUUAGCAGAGCUCGUGAAGGAUAGUACGAGGAAUUCUGUGCAACAAACUCAUCAACAAAUGCAGGUUAUCCAGUCACAGAUGCAGUCACAGCAGCAGGCACCCCUUCGACAACCCCAGCAAAUACCAAGACAAAUGCGUCCACAGAUGCAGCAGAUGGUUCAUCCCCAAAAUCUGGCUUUUCAGCAACAGCAACAGUGGGAAAGAAUACGACAACGGCAACCAUCAACACCUCGCCCUGGCAUGGAUAACAUAAAACCCCUGGUGGAAGUCAAGCUUGAAAACCCGGCUGAAUUUCCAAUUGAUAGUAAUGCCUUAACUGCAAUCAAUGCCAGACAUCAUCCCCAACUGCAGUUCCGCCAACAGCAAAUUGCUGCAAUGUCAAAUUUCCAUCCUCAAUCCAGCAAUCAAUUUAGGCAAUUGGCUUCCCUUCAAAUUCCUCAAGUCCAGACACCGAGCAUGGGCACUGUUAGGGCUCCACCGGUGAAGGUUGAAGGUUUUCAGGAACUGAUGGGAGGGGAUGCUACGCUUAAGCAUGAUUCAGAGGAAAAUAAAUUAACCUCUCCUCCAAAGUAAAUAAUACAAAAUAUAGCUAGGGGGAUAAUGAUUUAUGAGUUAAACUACACAAAUAUUCCCAGCUCCAUAGCCUUGGGUACUAAUGCACUUUUGUUUUUAAUUUUCAGACAUCUUUGUUGUAGAAAUUAUCUUCUUCUCCUGUAUAUUUUAUAGUUUAAAUUUAUGUAUAUAGAGCUUGAAGGAUGGGAUGAAACUUUCCAUGGAGGAGAUUGAAGUUAUUAUGCCAACAUUUUGUCAUAAAUAUACAUCAGGUUGGCUGAACCUUUUCGUUGUAGUUGUCUUCUCUUGUAUAUGUCCUAGUUUAAGUUUAA
Camellia sinensis is the source of this 2142-nucleotide messenger RNA. RefSeq names its product transcription initiation factor TFIID subunit. Lineage: Eukaryota; Viridiplantae; Streptophyta; Magnoliopsida; Ericales; Theaceae. Gene Ontology annotation, molecular function: protein heterodimerization activity. The record is from RefSeq and is a predicted model, not a curated record.